Molecule: messenger RNA, 6624 nt
Organism: Malaya genurostris
Lineage: Eukaryota; Metazoa; Arthropoda; Insecta; Diptera; Culicidae
Product: cilia- and flagella-associated protein 44
Exons: 8
Coding region: 49-5904 (1951 amino acids)
Molecular function (GO): protein binding
Source: RefSeq, a predicted model, not a curated record
AACAGGUGGCUAGCAACGGUUGUUGUUGCUAACUAAACACGCUGAUUCAUGAAAUCGGUUUUCGUCAUCCUGACAACUGGUUGUUUAUUGACUCCAAUCGAGCAAAGUUCGUCAACAAUGGCUGAAUCAAGACGUACAACUGCUAAUUUUGCGAAGAAAGCGCUAAUUUCGAAACCGAUUAAAAGUUCAAAUUGCACUAUUGCUGCGGAAAUACUUGCAUUCGACUACUCCUACGGUUACAACUGCAAGCGUCCUUUCAAUCUGUGCAAAAUCGACGACAACGUGCUCGUGUUUGCCUCCGGGAAUCUGAUCCACUUCUUCGAUGUCACCACACAAACCGUGACCACCCGGCGAAGCUCGACGGGAGGUGGAAUCGGCUGCAUCCAAACAAACCCAAAUCCGGAGCUGCGUCAUCUCACGGUGGGUGAGAAUGGCUCCAGUCCGCCCAUCAUCAUCUUUCAGUAUCCGGAGAUGCUUGUGGUGAACAUACUGAAAAAUGGAACCGCGCAGGCGUACAGCCGCGUGGACUACAGCGCCGACGGUGAGCUGCUGGUUUCGCAGGGUUGCGAUCCGGACUAUAUGCUGACGGUGUGGAACUGGCGCAACGGGGAGAUCAUACUGCGCUGCAAAUCAUUCUCGAAUGACGUGAUAAAUGUCAUGUUUUCUCCGACGGUUCCAGGGCACCUAACGUCGUGCGGUCUUGGGCAUAUAAAGUUCUGGAAAAUGGCAGAAACUUUUACCGGGCUGAAACUGCAGGGAGAGUUAGGUCGCUUUGGAAAAACUGAAAUCUCCGAUAUAAUCGGUAUACUUCCGAUGGCAGACGAGAAGGUGCUGUCCGGAUGCCAGUGGGGUAACAUUCUUGUUUGGGAAGCCGGCCUCAUCAAGAUGGAGGUGUGCCGUAAGGGCAGGAAACCGUGCCAUCAAGGUCCCAUUACACAAAUCACCAUCCGAGACGGAGAAGUAAUGACGAGCGGAAUGGAUGGAUUCAUUCGGAUUUGGUUCUGGGAAACGGUCGAGUUGGCCGAUCCUCCGGAUGACGACCGGGUAGUGCAGAUCGAGCCCAUAAUGGAGUUUAAAAUUGGAACCGAAUCGUACAGCAGUGAGCUGAUGUGUUUAAUUAAAAAGGAAGGCGAUUUCAAGUGGUACGCACAGGAUAGCAACGGAGGCAUAUGGCUUUGUGAUAUAACUCCUGCCUAUAAACCGGCUGCUCCUAUACAACUGUUGAAGUGUCAUGCCGGACCAAUCGUUUCCGUUCAAACCAGUCCGACUUCCCAGCACGUGGCCACCCUGGGUGCCGAUGGAAGAUUGUUCAUGUAUGACUAUAUCGAACGGAGAAUGGUAUUCAAUCAUCAGUUUGACUCAAACGGUCGAGCUAUGCAAUGGCUUCCGGUCUCGCUUGAUCCAACUGGGAAGGUUUUGGUUCUAGGCUUCGAAGAUGGUUGCAUAAGAUUUGUCACCGUGAAUUUAGACGGCACCAAUCGCGAGUGCCCAGCAGUAAAUCUCGUUCAAAUUAUGAAAUCCCACUCAAAAGCCGUGACUGUACUGGCGAUUAACACUAGAGAAACCAUUCUCGUUUCGGGAUCGGAAGACAGUUCCAUUUUCGUUCACCAGUUCAUCCGAGAAAACUCCCAUGUAACAAUCGAACCCAUUGGACUGGUGUACACGCCUUCGGAAGUAUACUCCAUCAGCUGGAAACCAAAUUUUCAUACCACUGCCUUUAUUGGAUGUCGUCAUGGACAGGUACUGGAAGUGGAACUUCCCGAAGAACCGGUAACAUACACAGAUAUAUCGUAUCAUUUGAAGAGCGUCGACAUACGACAACUGACUUUCCAAUCAGUCAAAUCGGAAAUUAAAAGAAACAUUCGAAUCGCGGAGCUCGAGGAUCUAAGGCAGAAAAAACGUGCCAGAAAAAUGGAAUCCUUGGAACGGGUACGCAUCGAGAACCCGGGAGUAGAUAUCGAUGAAAACGCUUUUUUGGAGGACUCGGAAGACGAGGAAGAACUGGAGCCACUUUACAUUCCGAAAAUUCCGAACGCUGUUUUGUGGGUUCAAUAUACGGAGGAGAACACUCUCUGGCUGUCGAUGGGAGGAUACGACGCAGGAUUCGUGUACGAGUAUUGUUUCGAUGACGAAGACCCCGUUUCGUGCACAUCAGUUUAUGGAGCUGAAGAUACGGAGAUGAACACCUACAUUUACGAUUCCAACUAUUUCAUCUUCGGAAUGAGCGAUGGUUCUAUUCGGGUGAAUCGGUGCAAGUCUGAUUUCAGAGAUUUGUCUGACUAUUGGACACUCAACAUGCACUACAACCUUGGCGGUAAAGUUACCGGAUUGGCUUUCAGCUACGACUAUCGGUUUCUUUUCAGUGUCGGAACUGAUGGCAAUCUAUUCGCCUAUAAAUGGAACGCUGAUGUGAUCCCUAUCGAACCGGAAAAAACGAAACCAUUAAAAAUAGAUGAACCCUGCGUGGAUGACAUUCUGGACGCAGAGUAUCUCUCCUUGGAGGAACAAAAACUCAAACAGGAAAGCGAUCGGAAGGCAAAAGUACUGAACGACAAGAAAAACGAAAUACUCGCAAACGUGGCAACGUAUAAGAAACAGUUUGAAGCUUUACUCGCUCGCAAUGAGGCAUUGCCGGAAUCACAAAAGAUUCCGAUGGAAGCAUUUUCCCUGGACGAUCGGAUUACCGAAGAUUUGGAACGGGAACUGCAGGCAGAAAUGGAUCUGGUUCGACGAAAAACGGCCUUCGAUGUCGAGAAAGCUCGACUGACGGGGGAAAAAUUGCGGAAUUUUUUUCUCGAUGAGCUGGAAAGCAUCCCAGCGGAGAUUAAAGCUGUUAACGUAACGGCUUCGGUGAAAUCGUUUCGCAUCAACAAACUGAACGACGAGUUCCAUCAGACGGUGGCGGAUCUGGAGCAGCGAAUCAAAGAUGAAGAAGCCCGACGAAGACGUUUCGUGGGAAUGUGUAAAAUACCGGAGAAAAGAAUGGCGAAAACUUCAGAUCAAGCUCCACUUGAGCGUCACGAGGACUCGGAAACAGACAAACGGGAAUCGUUUCUGGAAGGUCUGUCGCAAUCGACCAUAGAUUUCAAGCUGGAAUCAAAGAUGCGACGUUUAUUGGCCAAAUACCGCGAAAGAAAAUCGAAGGAACGCAUGCGGAAACUUGAGUGGGAAGAGUUGAAAGCUAAAAAACCAAAUCCAAACGUCAACCAUCCCGACGAUGACCUCGCCAUCAAAGAAGCCUCGGAAACGAUUGGAGACUACAAGCUCAAAACGGACCUAGACUACGAACCCAAUGAAGAUGAGUUGGAAACGACUAUGACCAAGUACCGCACACUGCUGCGGGUGAGAGAGCAAAUGUUCACUAUUAAACACGAGUACAACAAGCAGGUAUUCGCUCUUCGGGAUAAGAAAACUGAGCUGGUCAAAUAUGUUGAGUGUAAGAAAAGAAAAUUAGCUGAAAUUCAUGAGGAAAUUCCCGAGAAUCAACGCAAAAUGGCUUCCGUAGAAGUGAAAAUAGAUGUUGCCAUGGAGUUUCCCGAACGGGAGUUCGAGCAGAAGGAAGAUUGCGGUUCUGUCGAAAAGACGAGCAAAACAGAAGAAAGUUCUCCCACCAAGGUGGAAACCAUCGAAGACGCGGAUUUUCUACAAAAGUACGCUUUGGGAUUGGUACCUUCACCGAAUGGUGUCCCGUACACGCCGCAGGGAACGGAAUGGGAAAAAGAGCUUCGCGAAAUGCGACUGAUGAAGAAACUAUUUAAACAGGACAAAAUAAUAGCCAAAAUCAAUCAGAGAGUUUCGGAAUUUGACGGAGAAAUAGAAAAAUUAGCAGAACAACGACUGAAAGUUGAAGUGGACGCCAAAUACUUGGAAAUAUAUCAACUGACUCUCUACCAGGAGCUGUGGAUUCUGAAAGAUUUUGAAAAGAUUGAACGCAAAAUGAUAAGCAGCGUCGAAGAUCUGACGCUAGAGAGUAACCACUUGCAGGUAUCGCUCAUCGAAACCAGAAGUCACAUCGAUCAAUCGAAGCUAGAUAUGGAUGAAAUACGACGGAAGCAGAAGUCGGUGUUGAACCGGUUUACUUCUAGCUGCACGGACAAUUCUUUUGCGGUUUUCCUAAAACGAAUUUUCAAGAAAAAAUACAAACCCUGUCGAAUCAACCAAGAGACGGAUGAAACCGAGUCGUCGAGCGAGUAUUCGUCCGAGGACAUUGACGCCCUGGAGAACGCAGUGGAUGGUGAAAUCAGUAAGAUCUUUCUGAACGAACAACCAUGCCCGGUUGGGUGUGAUCCGGAUCUGUACGAAUUGACGCUUAGGUUGAGGAAUGAGAAAAAUGAUCUGGAAAAGCAGUACUACGAUGAGAACAAAACGUUGAACGAGUCGAUUAAAACGAUGGAAACAUUCAAGAUGAAGUUGGCAUUCAUUGAAACGAGGUUGGCUGACAAGAAGAAAGAAUUGUUAAGCUUCAGACGAACCAAACAAACUCGGUUGAACGACAUCAACAGUUUGGUUAUUUUGAAAAUGGAUCAAAUGCAGCACUUUCGAACGGAGUCUGAAUUUUACGACAUCGAGAACAGUCUUCUGUUUAACCAUGAAAAACUUAUGAAACUGUAUUCCCGCGUUGGGCAGCUAGCGAUGGAAACACUUGAGACAAAACGAAAACAUCGAGUAAACGUAGUUCAUUUGGCUCGAAUGCGAACGGACAUCAAAUUUAUGGAGCAGCAGAUUAUUGAACUGAAGGAGCAACUCAACGAGGCAAUGAUUAAAAAGUUUGGAAGAAUCGUCGACUUGGAUGAACUGGAAGAGACGAUUUUGCGAAAAUUUGCAUUCGAAAUUCGUGCAAACAUGGAUGAUGUCAAGAAAGCUUACGCCGAGCGAACGCGAGACCUAAAAAUAAUGUACAGUAAGAAGCAAACGGAAUUGACCAGAGUGAUACAGGAAGGAACAGAAAAACUGCACAUUCUCACGGUCCUACAAGAAGAGCAUAACAAACUUACCAAACUAUUGGCCAAUCAGGAUAAACUGAUGGAGAAAAAAGACCAUGAUCCAAAGGAUUACGAGCCAGAUCUGAUUAAGUUGAAGGAAAUUGCUCGCACACAAAAGGAACAAAUUAAUGCGCUGCAACGGGAGAUUCGAACGCUUAGCGUUAAAUGCAAACCACUCAGUACAGAUGUAGCAGAAAUUGUGGAACCAGUCACGGUCAGCAAAAAGUCUGCUCAGAUUUCGGAUGAUGCCACAUAUCCGAAUGCCAUGGAUUCGGCACCUCCCAGCACCAGGGCUAGUUCCCCGGAUAACUUUUUGUACAACGAAAUUUCUUCGCUGGUGGAUGAUUUUCUGACCGAUCAUCUUGGAACGCUGGUCCAGAAGUCGGAUAUCAAAUGCGUCGUAACUCACUUGUCCCAUUAUCUAACGAAUAUUAUCGCUAAUUUUGCUCCGGAACACGCCAGUGAUUUGUUACCCCACAUAAUAGAAAACUUUAAGUCAUUUAUUCCCGAAGAACUGCUGCUUACCAUUCCACCACAAUCGAUUGCAGAACUUAUCGAAAAUAUAUUCCGUACUUUCAAGGAAGGUUACGACAUCGACACGAAAGAAAUUCUGAACGAAAUUAUCAACAAUAGCUUGGAAAUGGUUCCGCCGGUUUCGCAAAAUUACUCUCAUAACAUUUUGGCCGAUAUUCUCAAACAAGUGGUGUCAACGCUUCACAUUUCGGACAUUGUUCAUCCGGAAACAAUCAACUUUAUAGCCAACGGUCUUCGGAACAAGCCAGGUAUCGACCCGGUAGCAGUGAACGUGAAUCUGCUGACCACUGAAUUGCUCCAGUACUCUUCGGAAAAUUUAGUCGAUGACGUCAAUCGGGACACGAUCCGGCAGAUUAUCAAUGGAAUCCUUCAGCAGAGCUCGAAAUAGACUCAAUUAUCUGUCUCGUAUAUCCAACUUAAUUAAACAAAACAAAAAAGUUCAAUUAACCUGUAAUCUGAACAAAGCUCGGGCAAUAAAACUCAAACUAGGAAACCGGCUCAAUCCCGUUUUCGAUGAACUCGCCAGUAUCAAAAAUCCAUCAAACUGGUUCCGAAAUAUCAUGAUAAUAAUGUUGUUGUCUCAUCGUAAUGUAAAAGCGUACACCCCAACACAACUUUCGCUAAUUCAUGAAACCCACGAACAAAAGUUAACCGGGUAUUGGUGUGAUCGACCCGUCAGGAUAUCGUCCCCUUGUACGUCACUUGACAACCUCGACGAGAAUUGGUAUCACUUUCGCCCAAUUUAGCUCGCACAGGAAGGCAUGCGGUCCAGUUGUGCACAGAGUGUGAUAUCUUGCUGAACACACGAAAAAAAAAAAACAAAGCCCGGCACGUGUAGCGCCGUUAUCUAUCUUGAAAGACUAACCAGUUUGCAAGUUCCCGGGUAGCCACGAUAUACAAGUCCCCAAUCGCGGAACAAACGAUGAGUGAUGGUGUCAUUGAAGCCCACCUGGUCGGAGUGGGACGGAGGAAUUGUUUGUUUAUGUGUCGCUUAUUCAACUGUCUUUGGUUUGCUAUCUGACCGCACAACCGGUUAUCUACUUUAUUUUAUCUAUUAUUAAUAAGACGAAUUGUUUGUUUUAAAUCCACAAUAUAUAUUGAAACUGUC